Thermothelomyces thermophilus ATCC 42464 is the source of this 2106-nucleotide messenger RNA. RefSeq lists its product as uncharacterized. Gene Ontology annotation, molecular function: protein binding; protein kinase activity; ATP binding. Lineage: Eukaryota; Fungi; Ascomycota; Sordariomycetes; Sordariales; Chaetomiaceae. The record is from RefSeq and is a predicted model, not a curated record. Gene Ontology annotation, biological process: protein phosphorylation. Bases 286 to 1902 code for a protein of 538 amino acids. The transcript has a single exon.
CUCGAUAGCAUUGAAGGGUAGGUAGUGAUGAAUAUAACUUGUUUUUUUUAUGCCUAUGAACUCGAACUAUUUCCUUCUCACGAAUGGUACUCCGUAGAUUGAUGAAUAUCAAGUGAGCGCGGAAAGCCGAUGUGGAGCACUGAAACUGAGAGGAAAAGGUCGAGACCCGCUCAGCCUUUUUUUACACCACCUUCGUCUCAGCGAGUGUAAACUCACUUUCAGGUCUGUCGAUAAAACAGCCCUAAAGAAGAAUACGGGGAAGACUUUCAACAAAGAGUAUAUAAGAUGCACGACCUCGAGACUCUCAAGAGCGGCGGCUACAGGGGCGCCGGGCUCACCCGGCUUAGGCUGGCAUGUCCUCUACCUGCGUUCCCAGAAGAAAUACUCGAGCUCGGAGAUACGCUCGAGCAGCUGGAUCUCUCAGGGACCGGCCUCUCAUCGCUCCCGGCAAAUUUGGGUUCGGCUCUCCCAAACCUGAAGACCGCCCUAUUCUCUAACUGCACAUUCAAGGUAUUUCCUAGAGAACUAGCGUCGUGUGCCAACCUCGAGACCGUUGCUUUCCGCAAUAACGGGAUGGAAGAAAUCCCCGAAGAUGCCUUCCCGCCACGUCUACGCUGUCUCAUCCUCACAGGCAACCGUCUCCCUUCCGUCCCGUCUAGUAUCGGCCGCUGCGAUAGCCUGGAGCAGUGCAUUCUCACUGGCAACGAGCUACGGGACCUGCCCGCCGAGAUGGCCAACUGUAAAAGGCUAAGCACCCUUCGUCUCAGCUCCAACAGGCUUUCGAGCCUCCCUUCCUGGCUCUACACGCUCCCCGAGCUAGCAUUUCUGUCCUUUGCUAGCAACCCCUGCGCAUCGCCAACCACAAACGGGAUCCAUGCCCCGCGCGGGGUGGCAAGCAUCUCCUGGGCAGAGCUCGAGGUUCAGCAGCCCCUCGGCGCCAACACCUCUCGGGGGCUUUGGCACCAGUCACCGCACUUUGCCGAGGACGUGGCCAUCAAGCUCUUCCGCGACCCGCCCGCCAGCCACAGCACCGACGCGGGCGACGACGGCUCGGCCGCAGACGAGAUGUCCGCCUGCCUCGCCGCGGGAGCCCACGAGAGCCUGGUAACGAUCCUGGGACAAAUUCACGGCCACCCAGACGAAGAUGUCGCCGGCGCUGCCCGAGGAGAGGAGACGGAGACGGAGACGGAGGAAAGAGGCGCUCUACAAGGCGGCAUCGUAACGCAGCUCCUCUUCGACUCUUACGUCCCGCUGAGCACCCUCACUACCACCACUACCACCACCACCACCACCACCACUACUACUACUACUCCUCCUACUACUACUACUGACGACGAUGUCGCCGCCGCCGUACCACUAAACGCCAAAACGGCUCUCCAGAUGCUAGUUGGCCUGGCCAGCUGUCUCUCGCACCUGCACGCGCGGGGCAUCGCGCACGGCUCGCUGCGGCCGGAGAACGUGCUCGCCAGCGCGGCGGACGCGCACGCGCUGCUCACGCACUUCCGGGCGGCGACGCUCUACGGACGGGGCGGCGGACGUGGCAGCUCCGCGGGCCCGGCGCCCGUUCCCGCCCACGCCCACGCCCACGCCCAAGCGCGGGAACAGGAGCAGGAGCAGGAGCAGGAGCAGGAGCGGUCGGAUGACCUGUUGGAGAAGGUAGAGGUCCUCGCGUUCGGGCGGCUGGUGGACUUUGUCCUCGGGCUUGUUCAACCGGCGGGCGGCGGCGGUGACGACGACAAGGAGGGGCAGGCGGAGGCGGAGAAGGGCCUGAAAGAGCUCCGGGAUCGGUGCGUGGCGGCCGGGACUCGGGAAAGGCCCGGGUUUGAAGAGGUGGUCGAGGUACUGGAGGGAUUGAUGGGCUGGAGGGGCAUGAUGCGCAUUCCGGAUGUCGGACCUGUCUAAGGGAGGUGUUGGAGGGCGGCAGUGGUGAUGGUGAGAGACACAGCGGGCGCGGGAAGGGGGAGACGAGGUGUGGCUGAAGCUGCCUCUGUUUUACUGACUCCUGAUGACAGAGGGGAGGAGAACGGGAGAUUGGAGCAACAAUUCGGUGCCCCUUGGUUGUUGGUGGGGACUGCAAUUGGUGUGACCACUCUCCCCUAAUUUGAG